Messenger RNA from Colletotrichum paranaense, 489 nucleotides. RefSeq lists its product as uncharacterized. The transcript has a single exon. The record is from RefSeq and is a predicted model, not a curated record. NCBI's taxonomy places the organism in Eukaryota, Fungi, Ascomycota, Sordariomycetes, Glomerellales, Glomerellaceae. The coding region runs from base 1 to 489 and encodes 162 amino acids.
AUGACUGUUGUCAUCCAAAGCUCCAGGUUCGACAUCGGCUCCCACCUGCAGGUUGCGGGCCAGCUCGUGGUGCGAGGUGGUCCCCGGCAGUGGGAAUGCGUAAAAUGCCCCUCCAUCCCCGCUGUCAGCUUGGGUCGUCAGCCACCCCCCGGGACCAGGGUGGCACUGAUGGCUCUGGUGCCUUUGCUGGCAUUUCUCUGGUGUUCUGCAUGUCGAGGUAAUCUUGUUGAGCUCCUCGAAACAAAGCGAGCCCUGGUUCCCCGUCUCGCCAGUCGACACUCAGGAGAAGGAAGGUACGGAUACUUGGUAAAGAAUCUUCCAUGGCGCUCCACCGCAUUGAAGAUCAGCCUCUGCGCCGCUGCCGUGGGAAAUAAGCUGUCAAGCGACGAAUUGGAGACCUCGGCGUCAGGGCCUGGAGUUCUUGGAUGGUUCUUGGUCAGUCUUGGACGACGAGCCGUACUCUGUGAACAUGAUCUUGCCAAUAUUUGA